Porites lobata is the source of this 1874-nucleotide messenger RNA. Lineage: Eukaryota; Metazoa; Cnidaria; Anthozoa; Scleractinia; Poritidae. The record is from the annotation of a GenBank genome assembly.
AUGGCCAAUUUUCUGUAUCUAAACAUCUGCGAUGGUCCAGCCUUUGUUAAUGGCGACGUAGUUAAUGCUCAAAAUAGGGGGAAACCCCGUGAAAAAUCCAAGCAAGCCAUCUUAAGGCAAAGACAAGUCUCAUCUCUUUUGCCUGUUACUGCCCGGUUGAGGAUAGUGUAUAUUCUUUCCUGUAGUCACUGUCAAGAGCGAGAAAGGUUUGUGCGCAAUUUUAAUUGCCAGGAUGACGAGGCCGUGUAGAUAAUCAUUAUAUAGAAUCAAGCGAAUUCCCAAGUUCAGUAGAGUUUGCCAACACAGGCUUAAUAAUUUUUGCAAACGUCCAGGGGGCACUGGCGAGCCCAAAUAUGAGACAUGCAGAUUGGCAUAGAGUUUCUGUCGAGAUGAAAAAAAAUAACUAAAAGUCAGGAUUUGUUUGUUUGGUUUGAACGGCUGUUAUUGCUUUAAAGCACAGUGCGUGAGAUUGUAUUAUUUAGCUAGUGACGUAACAAUGCAAAAACAUGCGAAGCGAUCAGAAAUAAAAGUACACAUACUUUGAUAAAAUUUGUUUGACACACAGGGGUGGACCUAGGGGCAGGGUGCAUGGUCUUCUCUCCUCUUUCUCUCUCCACCUUAAACGAUUGUUUCUCAGUGCAUUUAUAACUCAUGGAUACUGACUCUCCGUGACCCUUUGAAAAUACGUCUGAUUGAAAAAACGUCGCUUGAAACGUCUAAACCAUGAACGAUGGGAUCGAAUAGAUAAAUCGGUAGAACGGGACGGUUGCCAUUGCAAAUUUAAAGUUCGCUCUAGAAACGUUUACAUUAUCGAAGCUUUUCGCGACGAUGCAUUCCAAAAAAGGUCAAACGGUUUUCAGUUUUCUUGGUGAUAAGCUCACAACUUUACCUGUGCAGGGCACAUCAGAGGUCUCUACACUUAAAGAGCGUACCCAUGUCGCUUACGCACACUUGAAAAUCAUAACGACCUAAAGGCUUUCUAGGAAGACAUAAAUAGAAAACAAAAUACUCUGGGAUUCGCACCCAUACGAGCAGCUCGUGACAAAUGUAAACUUUUCUUGUACGAACUUUGAAUUUGCUUAGUUAAUGAACGUAUACCCAUAAAUCCUUGAAGCCUCAUCGUUUAUGGUUUAUACUUUUUAAGCGACAACGUUUUUUCAAUCAAGUAUAUACAGUCAAUUGGAAAUUGGUCCUUUCUUCUUUAUUUUAAGUCGACAAUGACUACAUCCAGGCUUCGCAUUUUGAACUAUUUCAUGUUUUCUGUUUCCAUCGAUGUUCUUUCUUAAAUUGAUCUGAAUUGAAGAUUAUUCAUGAUUACGCAGUUGAUCGAAACACAUCGGACUACUUAUGUUUUCAAUCUUUUCCACCCUUUUUAAUGUAAAUAAUAACAGUGAAAUUACAGUACAAAAAAUACAAGAAAAAAAAUGUAGAAGGUUUUUUGACUGGACCGCAUGCCUUAACUAGCCUUAACUUCAAACUUAACGCCACAAUUUCACAUUAUUUGUCAGUGAAAGAAAAUUCAACCUGUUCUGUCAGUCGUUUGUAUAGUCGAUAUUAUUUAAUGUAUCAAAAAAAGAGUAGAUGACUAUUUGAUAAGAAGACGAAACCUACUUGAUUAACUUAUAUUUUAAAGCCAGACUGAGAAUUUCAUCGGUAAAAUAGCCUUAGUGCUAUUCCGCUGUUAGGAUGCCAACAUAAGCGGCGCGGAGCAGGGGCCAGGGGGCGCCGAAGACCCAACCCACACAAAAAUUUGUGGGAGCGGGGAUACAGCCCCCUACGUUUUGCUGCCGACUAAAAUCGCUAGCGACUGUGGCAUUGGCGACAUCUAUCAGAGUGCACAUUUUCUGCCCUCAGACGACUCAAGAACUACCUAA